GGUCGGGCUGGGCCGGCCGGGGCGGGGCGCGCGGCUGCACCCGGCGGCGAUGGCGGCGGACGGGGACUGGCAGGAUUUCUAUGAGUUCCAGGAGCCGGCCCGGAGCCUCCAGGACCAGGAAAACUGUAACGCGAGCCCCGAGGCCGGGGCCGGGGCGUGCGGGGGCGGCGACGGCUUCCCGGCGCUGGCCUGCAGCUUGGAGGAGAAGCUGAGCCUAUGUUUCCGCCCCCCGGGUCCGGGCGCCGAGCCCCCGCGGGCGGCCGUGCGGCCCAUCACCGAGCGCAGCCUCCUGCAGGGGGACGAGAUUUGGAACGCCCUGACAGAUAAUUAUGGAAACGUGAUGCCUGUAGACUGGAAGUCCUCGCAUACUAGGACCUUGCAUUUGCUUACUCUGAACCUCUCAGAAAAAGGGGUAAGUGACAGUUUGCUCUUUGAUACCUCAGAUGACGAGGAGCUGAGAGAACAGCUGGAUAUGCAUUCGAUCAUCGUCUCCUGUGUUCACGAUGAACCCCUCUUCACCGCAGAUCAGGUUAUUGAAGAAAUUGAAGAAAUGAUGCAGGAAUCACCGGACCCAGAAGAUGACGAAACCCCCACACAGUCAGAUCGGCUUUCAAUGCUUUCCCAGGAAAUUCAAACUCUUAAGAGGUCUAGCACAAGCAGUUAUGAAGAGAGAGUAAAAAGGCUCUCAGUGUCUGAAUUAAAUGAACUGCUAGAGGAAAUCGAGACUGCCAUUAAGGAGUACUCUGAGGAGCUGGUGCAGCAGUUGGCCCGGCGAGAUGAACUGGAGUUUGAAAAGGAAGUGAAAAACAGCUUUAUUUCUGUUCUUAUUGAAGUGCAAAACAAACAGAAAGAACACAAAGAAACAGCCAAAAAGAAAAAGAAACUCAAAAAUGGCAGCUCUCAGAAUGGGAAGAGCGAGAGAAGUCAUAUGCCUGGCACAUAUUUGACAACAGUCAUUCCUUAUGAGAAAAAAAAUGGACCACCAUCUGUUGAAGAUCUUCAAAUAUUAACAAAAAUUCUUUGUGCCAUGAAGGAGGACAGUGAAAAAGUUCCGAGCUUAUUAACUGAUUAUAUACUGAAAGUUCUGUGUCCCACAUAGAUGGAGCAGCAUUACUCCGGGAGCAGCUUUAUCUUCUGUGGACCGCGAGCUGGAUUUCCUAUAGCAUUAUUCUGAAAGCAGGCAACCAUUACCUUCUUGCUAUUGGAAACUUGGCACACUUGAACUUGGGUUUGUGAUUCAGUAUUAAUAGAUCAUGACUUCAUUAAUUCUUUAUAUUAUAGAACUGAGAGAAAUGUGAGCACUAUUUCUUAUCCUAGAGAUGGUUUUUGUUCAAUCUACUACUAAUCAUGAACGGUUCUCUUAGUAGAGUAAGGGAGAGUAGUAUUAAUUGUGCAUGUAACAGUUACAUUUUUCAUUAACUGACAGUAUGCCCAUUUGAGUUUUUAUGGCUUUCUACAUCUAAACAGCACUGAAGAACUAGAUUAAAGCAGUGGGAGAUUUAUACUGUAAAUUGAGUGAUGGUAAGAACCAGCACUGACUUUUAUGAGAACUGUCAGUAUACGUAUUACCUACCAGUAUUGUCCAGAGAGACUGAAUCUUAACAAACUUGGGCUGUUCUUGAAGCAGCAAAACCAGAAUAUGCAUUACUUUGGCUUUUAAUACUUGGGAUCGAAACUGUCCAAGAUGACUGAUUUUAUAGCUUGCUUUUUUUUUAACCAUUGUUCGAAUUUUAGCCAUUAAGUUGCUAUUCACUUUCGGAGUCUUAUUUAACUUUAGAUGUUUAAAUGUUUCCUGUGUCUGUGAAGUGUACUUUAAAAGGAGUUUGUAUCCUUUAAGGUGCUUAAGAAUCUGUGCUACAGCACUGCCCACUUCCCAUCCUUGCAUUUUAUUUUAUUCAUGCCUGUGCAUUUUCCUAAAGUACUAAUUCUAGAAACAGCUACUCAUGGAUGUAUCAUUGGUCAUGAGCACAUUUGCCAGUUCCGGUCAAGUCAAUGGCAUUUAAUAAAUUUAAAAAAAAGCAAUAUAUGCCUGAAAGCCUUA
Messenger RNA from Propithecus coquereli (Coquerel's sifaka), 2041 nucleotides. RefSeq names its product fasciculation and elongation protein zeta 2 (zygin II) (gene FEZ2). Gene Ontology annotation, cellular component: axon; cytoplasm. The coding region runs from base 50 to 1099 and encodes 349 amino acids. The transcript has 8 exons. The record is from RefSeq and is a predicted model, not a curated record. NCBI's taxonomy places the organism in Eukaryota, Metazoa, Chordata, Mammalia, Primates, Indriidae.